Vigna unguiculata (cowpea) is the source of this 990-nucleotide messenger RNA. The record is from RefSeq and is a predicted model, not a curated record. Lineage: Eukaryota; Viridiplantae; Streptophyta; Magnoliopsida; Fabales; Fabaceae.
AUGUUUAUAGCUCUUUAUGUUGAUGACCUUGUGUUCAUGGGUAAUGAUGCAGAAUUAAUCAAGAAGUUCAAAAGAACCAUGGAGAAAGAGUUUGAAAUGACAGACUUAGGACACAUGAGAUACUUUCUCGGGUUGGAAGUCAAACAACUUGAGACAGGCAUCUUUGUGUCUCAAGAAAGGUAUGUCGAGGACAUUCUGAGUAAAUUCAAGAUGGCGAGCUGCAACCCAGUUUCAACCCCAAUGGAACCAGGUACAAAACUUUCAAAGUUUGAUGGAGGAGAUCACGUAGAUGCCAACAAAUACAGAAGCUUGGUUGGAAGUCUUCGUUACUUGACAAGUACAAGGCCGGAUUUGUUACUAAGCGUUGGAAUAGUAAGUCGAUACAUGGAGGAGCCGAGCUACACACAUUGGAAAGCACUGAAAAGAAUAUUGAGGUAUGUGCGGGGAACAACAUCACUCGGAUUAUACUACACUAGGUCGGACGAUUACCGAUUAAUAGGGUACUCGGACAAUGAUCGGUGUGGAGAUGUAGAUGACCGAAAAAGCACAUCUGGGUAUGUAUUUUUCAUGAGCAACACGACGUUUACCUGGCUCUCAAAGAAGCAACCUAUAGUGACCUUGUCUACAUGCGAAGUUGAGUACGUUGCAGCAUCAUUGAAUGUAUGUCAUGCAAUAUGGCUUAGAAAUCUUCUAAGCAAACUGGAGAUGAAACAAAAAGGAGGGAUUGUAAUUCGAGUAGAUAACAAGUCGGCUAUUGAGUUGACAAAGAAUCCGGUCAACCAUGGAAGGAGUAAGCACAUUGAUGUGAAAUUUCAUUCCAUCCAAGAACAAGUGAAGAAAGGUAAUAUAGAGAUCGUGCACGUGGGAAGCAGAGAUCAAAUUGCAGACUUAUUUACAAAACCAUUGCCAACUGUGUUGUUCAAUAACUAUAAAAAUCUAAUCGGAAUGAAGGUGGAAGAAGUAUUUAAGUUUACGGGGAAUUUUUGUUAG